Messenger RNA from Opisthorchis viverrini, 573 nucleotides. RefSeq lists its product as hypothetical. The record is from RefSeq and is a predicted model, not a curated record. Lineage: Eukaryota; Metazoa; Platyhelminthes; Trematoda; Opisthorchiida; Opisthorchiidae. Bases 127 to 429 code for a protein of 100 amino acids. The transcript is spliced from 6 exons.
GUGCUCUGUGACAAUCCCUGAGAUGCCGAGUUACGCAGAUACAAGGAUCCAGCAUGACAGUGACCUACAGAUAGUGUGUGUAUAAAGGAAUCGGGCCCAACGACAACUGAGCCGGAACACGGUAGAAUGAUUCGUACGUGGUUCAUCCUAACGAUGUUGCUAGUUGGCGUAAAGUCAUCGGAAGUCCAAACUGGAAGUACAGGAUUGAAAAAUGUACUUUGCAGACUCUGUGAAACCCUAUUGAGUGUUCUGAAAACGGACGAAAAGGCAAGGAACGAGCUUAAGACACGGAUAGAAAAUGCAUGCAUUAACUUCCAGGUCCUCGCAAAGGUGUGCCCUUCCAUCUCGGGGAAGUUCAUCUCUGAGACAGUGAAAAUGCUUCAAGCGAACGAACCUAAAGAUAUAUGCAAGUCAUUCACACUUUGCUAGUGGGAUCAGGAUGCGGAGGCAUUCGCUGAAUAAGUAUAAUCAACAAGCACAAGUAUCCUUGUCAAUGUUGUGUGCUUAAGAACACACUGCCCAACUUUUUUUUCUAAUAAAUUGUUUUGCUCACUGACUAGCGGCAGAGUCUUU